Messenger RNA from Aphanomyces invadans, 1805 nucleotides. RefSeq lists its product as hypothetical. NCBI's taxonomy places the organism in Eukaryota, Oomycota, Saprolegniomycetes, Saprolegniales, Verrucalvaceae. Gene Ontology annotation, biological process: positive regulation of transcription by RNA polymerase II. Gene Ontology annotation, molecular function: metal ion binding; transcription cis-regulatory region binding. The transcript is spliced from 5 exons. The coding region runs from base 86 to 1768 and encodes 560 amino acids. The record is from RefSeq and is a predicted model, not a curated record.
AGAGAUUCGACACACGCUGCCAAUAAAGUCCGCCCGCAGUACGUGCAGCCAGACCUCCGCGCGUCCGCCCCGCCUGCAUCGAACCAUGUACCAAUCGGACCACCACUUGCUCGAUGACGAAGACCACUUGCAGCACGCAUUGAUGAAAGGCAAUAAACGACAUGGCGGGUCUGACCGACGCAAGAGCAAAGGGUCCGUGGCCAACCACUUGCUCAACUUUUCGCUUCCCGUGCGGAACAAUGACCCACCGUCGUUCGUGCGAAAAAAGAAAGGGCCGCCGCCCCGCACGCGCGACGAAUUCCUCCACGCAAAUUAUCGUUUUGUGAUUUCUCCUCUUUCAGCCAACGAGUCGCCUACAUUAUACGACCUCGACGCACUCACCGAAUGGGACAAAAUUGAGCAGGUGAUUGUGGCGAAUGACGCGACGAAUAUCGACCAGAGGUGUCCGAUCUGCUUGGACACGUUGCGAGCGCCAAAAAUCACUCGUUGUGGUCACGCAUACUGCUGGCAUUGUAUUCUCACGUAUUUGUCGAUGACGGAAAACUACUGGCGCCGAUGCCCCAUGUGCUUCGACUCUGUCAAGAAACAUGAUCUGCGCAGUGUCUUAAUCGACCGCCACCGCACGAUUCCUUUGAUCGGGUCCUCGGCGACGUUCCACUUGAUCCAUCGGUCUCGAAGCAGUUGGUUCCCCCACUUGCCGGCUGCGAUGGGCUCGUCCUUGGUCAAGGGCAAAAUACCGUCUGUCCAUUGCUCCAACGCCGCCUACUCGCGCAUUUUAGAGUCCACUCCUUCGUACCUCCAAGCGAUGAUUGAGUUCGAGAUGCACGACUUGCACACGUUAGCGGCGGAAGCUCAAAGCAGCGGCGACGACCACGCGCUUCCAGUUGUCCAGGAAGCGUUGGCGUAUUGCGAGAAGCGAUUGGCGAAACUAUUUGCAACGACGUCCAGCGAAGGCGAUGGUGUAGCGGCCGAUGCGUCAGGGAUCGUUUCUCGUUCUGCAGCAACAAAGGCAGCAAUCGACGCCAGUGACGACGAGCCUCCGUACACGUUUUACCAAUUGCACAAUGGCCACACCGCGAUCUUGCAUCCUCUUUGUAUGCGCGCCCUCACGCGUGAAUUCGGCCACGACAACUCGUUCCCGUACGACAUCACGGCUACUGUGCUCGAGAUCGAACAUGUCGUCAUGAACGACGACGUCCGCAAGCGGUUUCGGUACAUGGCGCACCUUCCAUCGCAUUGCGACUUGUUUUUGGUCGAAGUCGACUUGGCAGGCAUCGUAUCGCCCGACACGAUGAGUCAUUUUCAAACAGAGUUCAAAAAAAGGGCGCGGGCGCGCCAACUAGCGAAACGACACCAGAAGCUGGACAAGAAAAAGACCCGCAGCGACAGCUUUGAAGUGAGUCUCAUGCUGCAGUUGGCGCUCGACAACGACACGCAUUACCCCCAGCUACAGAACGUGGCAGUCGGCGCGCCCCCCGACAAGGAUGGUGAACUAGAACGGUUUGACACACCCGACGAGUCCCCGUACAAUUCGCCAUACGCCACGUUUGCGAGCGUCACAACCAAUCAAGGGUACUACCCCGCGUUCAAUGUGGGUGGUCGGGACGGCACCUCGAUGUCGACCCCUGGGUGGCCAAACGUGGGGAGUGCUAUGGCCGUGCCGUUUAACUUAGACGAGCUCCAGAAGGAGUUGGGUCCGAACGGGAAAAAGGCCAAGGGGAAAGGCGUGUCGCUCUUUGCAACUUCCCAGCGCCGAUCGUAUCGUUAAGGUGUAAUAUACCAUCAUGGGAACUUUGAAGCAACCA